GAUCAGCUGACUGUGAGCGAGAUGCUGCGUUGAAGGAGCGUUGAGUCGAAAAACCUGCUGUUAUCCGAGCAAUGUAUGGAAAGCUGCGACCUUUAAACUGAACUACACCGUGCGGACCAAACACUGCAGCCGCUGAAAGCACGUCGUGACUUCCUCACAUCAAAGGCCCGGUGCACGAACCUCUUACCAGCAGCCAUGACAGAAUUCUGGUUGAUCUCCGCUCCGGGGGAGAAGACGUGCCAGCAGACCUGGGACAAGCUGAUGGUGGCCACCGCACGCACCAACAACCUCUCCGUUAACAACAAGUUCAACAUCCCUGAUCUCAAGGUCGGAACACUAGAUGUCUUAGUGGGUCUGUCUGAUGAACUCGCUAAACUGGACACUUUUGUGGAAAGCGUGGUGAAGAAAGUCGCUCAGUACAUGGCCGAUGUUCUGGAGGACAGCAGAGACAAAGUCCAGGAGAACCUGCUUGCUAAUGGAGUGGAUCUGGUCACCUAUAUCACCAGAUUUCAGUGGGACAUGGCUAAGUAUCCAAUCAAACAGUCGCUGAAAAACAUCUCUGAGAUCGUCUCCAAGCAAGCAACUCAGAUAGACAAUGACCUGAAGGCCAGAGCGUCAGCCUACAACAACCUGAAGGGAAACCUGCAGAACCUGGAGAGGAAGAAUGCGGGGAGCUUGUUGACCAGGAGUUUGGCUGACAUAGUGAAGAAAGAGGACUUUGUACUGGACUCAGAGUACCUGAUUACCAUGCUGGUGGUUGUCCCAAAGACGAGCUAUACAGACUGGCAGAAGACGUAUGAAACCCUGUCAGAAAUGGUGGUUCCACGCUCCACUAAACUGAUGUUUGAAGACCACGACAGCGGCCUGUUCAGUGUCACUCUCUUCAGGAAGGCUAUAGAUGACUUCAAGCACAAGGCCAGAGAAAACAAGUUUACAGUGCGUGAUUUCCAGUACAAUGAGGAGGAGAUGAAGGCAGACAAAGAAGAGAUGACACGUCUGUCCACUGACAAGAAGAAACAGUUUGGGCCUUUGGUACGAUGGCUGAAAGUGAAUUUCAGUGAAGCCUUCAUUGCGUGGAUUCACAUAAAAGCCCUGCGUGUGUUUGUGGAGUCAGUAUUGAGAUACGGGCUGCCUGUGAACUUCCAGGCCAUGCUGCUCCAGCCCAACAAGAAGAACAUGAAGAAGCUGAGGGAGGUGCUGUACGACCUGUACAAGCACCUGGACAGCAGUGCUGCCAUCAUUGAUGCCUCUAUGGACAUACCAGGGCUGAACCUGAGCCAGCAGGAGUAUUACCCGUAUGUUUACUACAAGAUUGACUGCAACCUGCUGGAAUUCAAAGUCUAGAUAAAUUGCCAUCAUCAUCAUCAUCAUCAUCUCUCUGCAGUAGUGUUACGCUUUAAUUUAUUUCCACUCCCACCUUGUUUCUUCUGUUUUUUCUCCUUUGCAUUCUCAUCCACAUUCCUGGGUCCAUACUGAAUAAGUCGUUGAACUUCUGUUCUUAUAUCCUUCAUAAAUAUGGGCCCCUCCUCUUUGUCGUCACUUCCUCUUUGCUGUAAAAGUGAAUCGCUUCCCAGUUGGUUCCCACCGACACGGUUAACAUUCCCUCAUGCCAUCAAAGGACUUGUAAAAAUGCUGCAUUUUUAUUGUUGUUGGGGGUUUUUUUUUUUUGUCACCCUACUUUAUUUAAAGCAACAAAAAUGGUAUACAUGUGGGUAAAAUGGGGAGAAAAAUAAAUGUAUGUUAAAUAUAGUAUUUAUUUAAAGCCUCUAAAAAUCAGUGACUAUGUUUUGUUCAGUUUUUGAAGGUGAUGUGUUUUUAGCUCCAUGUAAGAAAUGUCUGUUUACAAGUAGAUGUUGACCAUUGUUUCCCCAACUAAAGCUAUAAUCCUGUGAAAUACUGAGACAAGGUCAUUUUACAGUAUAUAGAAGCAAUAUGUUUGCUGAUUGUAUGCUCCUAUAAUUUCUGUAUAUUAAGCAGUUUGAGAACAAUAAUGAUAGGUCUCUGUGCAAAUACUCUAUUGUCAGUUUGAAAACCGAACCACAUAUUUAAGAUAAAUGUGAAAAAUAAAUACUCUAUGUGAAAUA
Molecule: messenger RNA, 2084 nt
Organism: Morone saxatilis (striped sea-bass)
Lineage: Eukaryota; Metazoa; Chordata; Actinopteri; Moronidae
Gene: atp6v1c1b
Product: ATPase H+ transporting V1 subunit C1b
Biological process (GO): proton transmembrane transport
Cellular component (GO): vacuolar proton-transporting V-type ATPase, V1 domain; lysosomal membrane
Molecular function (GO): proton-transporting ATPase activity, rotational mechanism
Source: RefSeq, a predicted model, not a curated record